This is a messenger RNA of Branchiostoma belcheri (Belcher's lancelet), 1618 nucleotides long. RefSeq names its product RWD domain-containing protein 3-like. The record is from RefSeq and is a predicted model, not a curated record. Gene Ontology annotation, biological process: positive regulation of protein sumoylation; positive regulation of hypoxia-inducible factor-1alpha signaling pathway. NCBI's taxonomy places the organism in Eukaryota, Metazoa, Chordata, Leptocardii, Amphioxiformes, Branchiostomatidae. Gene Ontology annotation, molecular function: protein binding. The transcript has 4 exons. Bases 132 to 947 code for a protein of 271 amino acids.
UAAACAAAUAAACAUUAUUGAUUGUUUUAAAUUAGCAGCUUAACUUAGAGUUGGAACAUUUGCAUUCGUCUACUGAAUAAUGAACUCCUUGUUGUUUUGUUGCGGUGGUUAAAACGGUUUAAACCCCAGAAAUGGCGGGAGGAGGACUUCCAGAAGAUGUUGCAGACGAACUUCAGGCUUUACAGGCGAUCUACUGCGGCGAUGGCGAGUUCUGCAUGCUCAGCGAGCCAGAUGCGAGGGUGCCCAUGUUUUGUGUCUCAACAAAAUGCCGCGGUCUUCACGACACGAUAUCGCUAUCCGCUUCCUUCACGCUCCCCGAGGGCUAUCCCAGGGUGCACCCCGACAUCUCGCUGUCGUCGGCGAGCCUUUCACGCUGCGCCAUCUCCAGACUGAAACAGGAACUUUCCACCCACGCCAGAACUUUACCCGAAGCACCAAUGGUGCUACAGUUGAUGACAUGGCUGGAAGAACAUAUCCCAGAAACUGAACAGGCCACAGAGGUAUGUAGUACUACACCUAAGCAGUGCUCCUCUCAGAGGGAGGUUCAAGAAGACUUGUGGUUGACGUUGCUCCAUCUGGACCACAUGAGGGCACGUGGGAAAUAUGUCAAGACGAUUGUGAAGUGGACUAAGGAGCUGUCGUUGACAGGCAGACUACUGUUUCAGGAGAGACUGAUACUCAUACUGCUGCUGGGCUCACUCCAAAAUAUCAAGGAGUACAUCACUCGGCAGCGAACACGGAGUGUGGACGUGGACUCGGCCGGCCGCAGCUGUAAGGAGAGGAUGCUGACAGUUCUGUGGGAGGAGAAAGUCCAGGAGGGAGCAGUCAGGUUCCCUCAGUUUGAAGUGGUGGAGUGCAGGACUGUAGAUCAGCUGAAGGAGCAGUUCACAGGCACAGUACUAGCAAGAGUUUACAGGGAACAUGUCUGUUCCCUGAUGCUGAAAUAAAGAAGUCACUGACUGGAACUGUCAUGGAGCCAUGAUUACAAUUACCAGAGUUACCAACCCUAAACAUUUCAGGAUUCGAAAAACUGGCACUCACACUCUAGACAUGGCAAGUAAUGGUUUCUGUGUGAGACUUAUCGGAGAUGCUGGGUUGCCUAAUGCAAAGUACUGAACUGUGUCCUGCCACAGCCAGCAUGUGAGCGAUACAUCUACAGGUGGCCUGGCUUUAAUACAGCUUUGCCUCAUAAAAUAAACAGCCAGGGUUGGUGGCAACCUGAAAUAUUGAUGAGCAACCUAGCUUUUGGCUUUGUUGCUUCAUCGAGUAGUUCCCUUCUACCUCUAUGGUUGCUUCAGAGAGGUGUGAAAUGUGAAAUCUUGGUUGCUUAGUGGGCAACCUGAGAAAAUAAAGUAUUUCAAACUCGAAAAUGAUAAGUGGAAAAAGAAAAUUAGUUGCAAUAUCAUCUUUACAGUAAAUCAUUAUCAUCCCCGUUGCAUAGCUUCCAUGUUGCAUUUAUGAAGUAGCCUGCUAGGGGGCUCUUCUGACUUUUCAAGUGCUAGCAACAAGUACAAAUGUAAUACAAAGCUUUUAGCAAAUGACUUUAGGGAAGUUUUGUUUGUUGGUACCCAUGUAGCAUUCAUAGUCCAGUGGCUAGCAACCCUGUCUCUGGACUAAG